AUGCACAAAACCAACAAUGCUGAGCUGACCGAGUCCAUCAACUCCAUGUUUCAGUGGUAUAGCGAUGCUGCCCUCUGUUUAGUCUACCUGUGCGAUUACGAUAAUUCCGCCUCCCCGAGCGACCGGAACGCAAUGUUGCGCGGUGCCCGCUGGUUUAAACGCGGAUGGACACUGCAGGAAAUUGUAGCGUCGCGAACCGUACACUUCUACGACCAUGCCUGGCGCUGCUUCGGCACGCAGGAAACACUACGAGACGAGCUGGCAUCCAUUACGGGCAUCGACGCAAGCUUCCUUUCGUCGCAGCAGCAGCCAGGGGCUGUGGAAAUCCGUGACCUUCUCGACGCUUUACCAGUUGGUCGACGCAUGGCGUGGGCUGCAGGCCGACAGACCACCAAACCGGAAGACAUGGCGUACUGUUUAAUCGGACUGUUCGAUGUCAGCAUGCCCAUGCUGUAUGGCGAGGGUGCAGAGAAGGCAUUCUUCCGUCUACAAGAGGAGAUCAUCCAUAACAGCAACGACCUCAGCCUCUUCGCGUGGACGGCAGUUAACGGAUCAUCCACGUAUCGCGGCAUACUGGCUCGCAGCCCGGACGAGUUCGCCAGCCUUGGCAAUCUUGUGCUCGAGCAGGACCUCAGGUUCAACCCGGACUAUUCCAUGUCGAAUAAAGGCCUGCGGAUUGUCACCUUCCUGAAACCCACUGAAGACUCAGAAGACGUCAUCAUGCCGCUACAUUGUUACACAGCUGAAGUCCAAGGAAAUAGAAAGGUACACCUCGGAGUAAUUCUCAAACCUGAAGGCGCCAGUUCGUACGUUCGCGCAAGACCUCAGAUGCUUGGCAAGCUGAUAGAGCCGCCUUCCACCACGGGUGGAAAUAGCAUCUUCGUCGCCAAAUAUGUGCGGAAGGUGGUCGCUACCGAGAAUCGCGAGGACAAUGCGCGCGGUACACUCGACAGCCCCAGCAUGACUCCUGUUGCCUUCUACUUUACGAUCCCAAGCAUUAACGCUCCGAUCCGGUCCAAGUACCACAAGACAGUUAAGCUGCUCGAAGUCGAGCCUAGGGAGCUCUGGGAUGCCCAGAAUAAUGCUUUUCUUACGCGUGGUUUACGGAGCUUCACCGCAUUUCUCAAGUUCCGCGUUGCUUCAGUCUCCACGGGUCAGGUCGCGUUGAUAUGCGGCUUUGCUGAAAACGUCUCCCCGUGGGUCUUGUUGGAUGAUCAACAUGGCGAGCUGUUUCAGGCCACACAGCACAAGGACUUUCAAACGAUGGGCGAGAUUGGUGCGAUAAAACCAAGCUUGAGAAAUCGGAGCCAAGCCAUGCGGGCGGACCAGUCCACUCUUCUUCUUGGGACUUUAAGGUUACAAUUUGUGUCAGUCCAGUUGCGGUGCGAUCAGGCGGUUCACAAUGAAGAAUUGACUUUAAAGUUGGACCUCGAAUUCCACUAA
This is a messenger RNA of Alternaria ethzedia, 1443 nucleotides long. RefSeq lists its product as uncharacterized. The record is from RefSeq and is a predicted model, not a curated record. Bases 1 to 1443 code for a protein of 480 amino acids. NCBI's taxonomy places the organism in Eukaryota, Fungi, Ascomycota, Dothideomycetes, Pleosporales, Pleosporaceae. The transcript has 2 exons.